AUGGUCACGGUUAGGUUUGCGAGGAACAUGCUGUCAAGAUUGGACGAUCAUAAGCUGCCACAAUCAGAAGAGGGGCCUCCUUUGGUCGUAAGCUCAUAUCAUUCCACACAUGGGUCGAUUGAGACGUUGGUAGUUGUUUUAGCCGUGAUCACAAUAGUUGCCGUUUUGGCUGGGAUCAUUGCUCGGCUUUGCGGUGGGCGUCAUUUUGGCAGAAAUGGGGAAAAUGACAUAGAAGGGUGGGUAGAGAGGAAAUGCAGAAGCUGUAUUGAUGGUGGUAAUCCAGCUGCACCACCACAGCCGGAGAACUCAAAGCCAGCCACAGAAGAAGCAAAGAAGUAA
Molecule: messenger RNA, 339 nt
Organism: Nelumbo nucifera (sacred lotus)
Lineage: Eukaryota; Viridiplantae; Streptophyta; Magnoliopsida; Proteales; Nelumbonaceae
Source: RefSeq, a predicted model, not a curated record